Tarenaya hassleriana is the source of this 3996-nucleotide messenger RNA. RefSeq lists its product as uncharacterized. The transcript is spliced from 8 exons. NCBI's taxonomy places the organism in Eukaryota, Viridiplantae, Streptophyta, Magnoliopsida, Brassicales, Cleomaceae. The record is from RefSeq and is a predicted model, not a curated record. Bases 383 to 3778 code for a protein of 1131 amino acids. Gene Ontology annotation, biological process: negative regulation of DNA-templated transcription. Gene Ontology annotation, molecular function: transcription corepressor activity; acyltransferase activity, transferring groups other than amino-acyl groups.
GAAAUUAAAGCGUAAAAGCGAGAGACGUUGAAUUAAAAAAAAAGGGCAUGGCAAUUCUUCCUCUCUCUUGAAUUCUCUUGUUGGUGGCCGGAAACUUGCGUCAGCGCCCGCCGACGGAGGAUUUUGCAGUUUGAACGGCGGAGUGAGGUAUUGUCCCUGUUUCCGAUCGCCGAUUAUUCGACCAAUGGCAGCGUACGGUUCUUGUUGAAGGAUAAUUCGGGAAUCGAUUUGGCUUUGGUCCAGAUCUCGUAUUCCUAGGGUUCUUAAGAUUCUUAUAUGAUGAUGCUUUGCGUUUUUAACCGAUUGUAUCUUGGAAUCCGGGAUGGAAUCGGGGGGAAUUUAGGGUUUAAAUCGGAUUUGGUGGCAUAGUUUGGUGUAGAACAUGGAAGGAGGGGGCAGGAGAUCUCGUGAACCUUUAGGGGUAGUGAUGAAGAAGAGAAGUUCUUCGGGUUGUUUGAUUGUGAAGAAGAAGGGCGAUGUGGUCGGUGGGAUUUGUUCGUCUUCAGGGAAUCGCCCGGUUUAUGAUUCAUGGUUGGAAAACAAGAGGUCCAGGACGGUUAUGAGUGAUUCUGGUUCUGGGUCUAGCGCUGAAAUUAUGAUACCUGGUUGGAAAACUGUUCACCAAACUAUGCACCACCAUUGUAAUGGCUUGUCUGGUUUUGAUGGGGUAAAUGCAGAAGAAAGGGAUUCUGGCCGGAGACGGGAUUGGCAAGGGGAUUCUUUUGUGGGAAAGAGCAGCGAAGAAUGGAAGAGGAAUAGAUUAGAUGAAGUGGGGUACAAUGACGAUGAGGAGAGUGAAGACGAACUAAUGACUAUGAGGAUGAGGAGGUCUUUUGACGGCGGUGGAGUUGAUAUCGGUAGGAAAUCAUAUUUCAGAUCUGCUCAAUUUGGCAUUGACAAGAAAGGCGAAACUGGUUCAAGUAGAGAUUUAGUUCUUGAGAAAAGAAGAAAAUCAUAUUUUGAUGGGUCAGGGGCCGCAAGUUUUGCAAAUCAGGGUUGUAGAAACAGGUUUAAAGUUACUGCAGAUGAAACCGAAAUUCAUGAAUCAUUGUUGCGGAAGAAGUACAUGGGUGAUGCAGGCUUUGAUGAACCUAUUAGAGUUCAGGGGAAAAACGGUGUCUUGAAGGUUAUGAUAAACAAGAAGAAUAAGAUGAGCGGGUUACUCAGAAACUUCACUAACGUGGAAGCUAAACAAACUCAAACUGGUUCAAAAAUUCAAGAUACUGGUAAAAUACGUGUUGCCAUCCAGUCGCCAACCACUUUGAAAGGUGAAAAUCUUGCAAUACGGUCAAAAAUGCAUAUGGCCUUAGCCAUGAAAAAUAAAGGCCUGGACCAAGAUUCAGAAGAUAGUGAUAUGUCAGCAAGGGUGCAGAAGAAGAAUAUUAGAGGUCAUACAUCUGGCCAGAUGUCAAUUGCUGGAGGUGAAAAGACUCUACCUGAUGAGCCAGCUCCUCCAAAAAUCAAAGACGGAAAAGUUAGGCGUGGCUCUGGCACUGAAAAACAACGAUUACGUGAGCGAAUUAGGGGAAUGUUGCUGGAAGCAGGGUGGAUGAUUGACUAUAGACCUAGAAAGAAUAGAGACUACCUAGAUGCAGUUUAUAUAAGUCCAACAGGAACAGCAUAUUGGUCUAUUAUCAAGGCCUAUGAAGCGCUUCUGAAGCAAUUCAAUAAUGAGGAAACUGUGGUCAAGCCUAGCCGGGACUUUUCUUCAUUUACUCUGAUCUCAGAUGAGACGCUCAGUCAAUUAACACGGAAAACGAAAAGGAAGGUUGAAAGAGAUUUGAAAAGACAGCAACAAGGUGGCAGUGAUAGUGAUGAAAAAAACAUUUUUGCGAGAAAGUUCCCAACUAUUAAAAAUGAACCAGUGACUGAAGACCGAUAUGUCCAUAAAGAAAAACUAAGCUCCUCCCUAGGGCAGGGUUCUAUGUCUAUGGGAAAUGAGGUCAAUCAUGAAGCUGGUUUACCAGGUAUGAAGCACAAAUGUGAAAAAUCUGCUGGUUCCUCCUCUCACCAUAGAGACGGUGGCAAAAGUGUGAAAACUGGUAGGAAUACAUUGCUGGUACGACGUUCAACUAAGGGAAACAAUUCAGAAUCCGAUGGCUUUGUACACUUCUCUGGAAAACGGACAGUGCUGGCAUGGCUGAUUGAUAAUGGAAUUGUUCAGUUGGACGAAAAGGUUAUGUACAUGAACCCCCGAGAUUCACGAGCAAUGCUUGAGGGCUGGAUAACGAGGGAUGGGAUUCACUGUGGUUGCUGUAGUAAAAUCAUUUCAGUUUCGAAGUUUGAGAUCCAUGCUGGAAGCAAAUUGCAGCAGCCAUUUCAGAACAUGUAUUUGGAUUCUGGGGUUUCUCUUCUUCAAUGCCAAAUAGAUGCAUGGGCCCGACAAAAGGGUGAUAAGCACGUUGGUUUCUGCAAUGUAGAUAUAAAUGAAGAUGACCCAAAUGAUGAUGCAUGUGGUAUUUGCGGGGAUGGAGGUGAUUUAAUCUGUUGUGAUGGUUGUCCCUCGACAUUCCACCAGAGAUGCCUAGACAUUAAGAUGCUUCCUCUUGGUGAUUGGCAUUGCCCAAAUUGUACAUGCAAAUUCUGUAGGACAGUUGUGGGAGACCAUACACAAACUGUGGAUGCAACUUUAUGGAAAUUACUUACCUGCAAGAUGUGUGAGAAAAAAUAUCACAAACCAUGCAUGCGUGAUGAGAUGAUUGCUACUCCUACUGCCUGCGCUGAAUUAGGCAUUGCAUUUUGUGGGGUGGAGUGCAAAGAGCUCUGUGAAGGUUUACAAAAGUAUGUUGGCAUCAAACAUGAAUUAGACAACGGGUUUUCAUGGUCUCUAGUUCAUAGGGCAGAUACAGAUUCAGAUUCAUCGGUACCUGAGCCGCCUCAGACUGUUGAAAGUCAUUCCAAGCUUUCGGUAGCUCUGACAGUCAUGGAUGAAUGCUUUUUGCCCAUUAUUGACAGGAGGAGCGGGGUGAAUAUAAUGCAUAAUGUCCUUUACAAUUGCGGGUCAAAUUUCAACUGGCUGAAUUUCGGUGGCUUCUAUACCGCUAUUCUCGAGAGGGACGACGAAAUAAUUGCUUCGGCAUCUAUCAGAUUUCGCGGAGAUCGGCUAGCAGAGAUGCCCUUUAUUGGAACUCGCCAUAUCUACAGGCGUCAAGGGAUGUGCCGCCGACUUUUCGAAGCCAUAAAAUCAACUCUUCAACAUCUCGAGAUUGAGACGCUGGUUAUUCCCGCAACCCCCGACUUUAGCCGUGCUUGGAUAGAUAAAUUCGGGUUUCGUCCUGUGGAUGAUGAUUUGCUGAAGAAAGAAAUCCGUUCUAUGAAUCUUUUAGUGUUUCCCGACAUGGAUAUGUUACAGAAGGAUCUGUUAGGACAAAGACAUGCCGGCGGAGAUUCUGCCCCCGACACAGACGCAGGAAUCAAAAGGGAGCUCUAUGGGGAUGGUCAAGAAGAUUGUGAGGAAUUCAAUGAAGACAUGGAUUCUGCCAUCAUCAAGACAACAAGAGAAGCUGAUGGUUUCGGACACAGUUCCCAUCACCUUGAAUCGAGCCGAAGCUCAUCGCCUUCGGAUUCCGGAGCGAAACGCCGAACCUACGGGGAUCCAAACUCAGCUUCCCGAGAUGUUAUAGGAGAUACCGAGGUGAAACCUUCGGGUGAAGGAGACGAGGAUACUGACUCGGGUUAUGAAACAACAUUGGAUUCUCCGAGAAGAGAAGAGUCGCUUCGCGGGAACCGGGAAAUGGCGUUUCUGGAUCAGAUUAUACGUAGUCCGGUGGACGGAUGAGAUGUGUAUUGUUGUCCUAAUGCCGGUGGUGCAAUCUCUCCGGCGAUACAAGUGAGAGAAGGCCACCGGAGUUCAUGGUGAAGAAAUGUGAAUAUGGAGAAAGAGCUCUUUUGCGUGAAAUUCCGUCGCCGGAAUCUCUGGAACUUGAAUAUGGCCGUUUUAUGUAAUAUGUACAUACACACAUAUAUAUAUAUACACACACAUCCCCAAUUCGUAAA